AUGAGGGAUUGCCCAAUGUUUGCUACAAAAGGAAGGGAAGGCAAGCAGGCUCCUCCUAGUGGUUUGAAUUCCAAUGCUCCAAAGCAAAACCGCUUCUAUGCUCUCCAAACCCGAGGUGACCAAGAUAGUUCUCCGGAUGUAAUUACUGAUAUGUUAAGAGUCUUUCAACAUGAUGUAUAUGCUUUACUUGACCCCGGUGCUAGUUUGUCUUUUGUGACGCCAUUUAUGGCCAUGAAGUUUGAUUUACUCCCCGAUGUAUUGUCAGAACCAUUUUCUGUCUCUACUCAUGCUGGAGAUUGUGUGGUGGCUAAGAGGGUUUAUAGAAAAUGUCCCGUUUCCUUGUCCCAUAGAGUUACUUUUGUUGACUUAGUAGAGCUUGAUAUGUUAGACUUUGAUUUCAUUCUUGCCUCGUCUGAUGAGGUAACUAGCUCGGAGUCCAUACCUGCACCACGAAAUGAUGACCCUACUCCACUAGCCGGCGAGCUAAAUAGGUGGUGUGCUGAAGGCCAAUGGCAAAUUUAUCGGGAUGCCAAGAUGCCAACCCCUAUACAAGUUCUCCCACUUUCCGCUUUGGAUUCUCAGCUGUUUUUGCGCUUCACCAUCGAAUAUUUGCUAGUUUACAAGCCCUCACGCCAUGUAUUAGAUAAACCAGCUGCAGUGAACCGUAUCAAAGCCGCACUUGGUCGAGCCCUGGUCCCUUACUACCCCUUAGCCGGAAGAGUCAGGGCUCGAACAAACGGCUCAGCAGGCCUUGAAGUGGUCUGCAGAGCACAGGGUGCGGCCUUCAUACAAGCCGCCUCCGAUCUCACGGCAAAAGAAUUUGAAGGAGCUCCCCGGCAUAACACGCAGUGGAUGAAGCUGUUGUCAUUACAAGUAACCGACGUCCUUAAAGGGGCUCCACCAUUAGUUGUCCAGCUGACGUGGCUAUCCGAUGGAUCGGCGACGUUAGGCGUUGGAUUUAAUCAUUGUCUUUGUGAUGGAAUUGGUAGUGCUGAGUUCCUCAACUUGUUCGCUGAAUUAGCUACUGGUAAGCAAAAAUUCACUGAAUUAAAGCGUCAAGUAUGGAAUCGUUAUCUGAUGGAUCCAAACAUUUAUAAUAAGCGCAUUUAUCAACAAAAUCAUCCCGAGUUUAAGAAAGUACCUGAUCUUUGUAACUUUGAUUCUCAAUUUUCUCAACUCGCACCUACUUCAGUUACAUUCAACAGGAGCAGAGUAAACGAAUUGAAGAAAUUAUUAACAUACAAUCAAUCCUCUUGCACUUCGUUUGAAGUACUCUCUGCUCAUAUAUGGAAGAGUUGGGCCACAUCAUUAAAUUUACCACCCAACCAAACAUUAAAAUUAUUAUUUACCAUCAACAUACGGAAUCGAGUGCAGCCAAGCUUGCCCAUCGGUUACUACGGUAACAGAUUCGUCUUAGGAUGCGCUCAAUCUUCUGCUAGAGAUUUAGUUGAAAAGGGAUUGGGAUACACAGUUGGAUUAGUGAAAAGAGCAAAAGAGCGAGUAGACGAUGAGUACGUUAAAGAAGUGGUGGAAUUAGUGAGUUCAAAUGGAACGAGUCCAGACUCAGUAGGUGUGUUAAUAAUGUCACAAUGGUCAAAACUGGGAUUAGAGAAAGUUGACAUAGGAAUGGGGAGGCCUGUUGAAGUAGGGCCAGUUUGUUGUGAUAGGUACUGUAUAUUAUUGCCAGUGUAUGAUCAGAAGGAUUCUGUGAAGGUAAAUGUUGCGGUCCCUACAAGUGCGGUUGACAAAUACUUGUAUCUUUUAAACACUACCACCACCAUUGGCACCUGACAAACAAGAUUUGACGGACGAUAUUCAAUUUCAUGACUUGAUUACACUUUAUAUAUGAAGGAGUACCUCUUCUUUUUUUCGAAUUUAAUGAGUACUAACAUAUAUAUGUUGACUUCAUGUACAUCGAUCGAUCAAUCCACGGAGGAAAAAAAAUGAGUAAAAGAUGAAUUUGUUGACUUUGUAAUUCUUUUGCUUCGUAUAAUUCAAUCUUAUUUAGGCAA
This is a messenger RNA of Solanum tuberosum (potato), 2012 nucleotides long. RefSeq names its product omega-hydroxypalmitate O-feruloyl transferase-like. The transcript is spliced from 3 exons. NCBI's taxonomy places the organism in Eukaryota, Viridiplantae, Streptophyta, Magnoliopsida, Solanales, Solanaceae. The record is from RefSeq and is a predicted model, not a curated record. Bases 1 to 1791 code for a protein of 596 amino acids.